AUGGACCGUAUCUCAAGCUUCAUGUUCUUCCUAGAACUUAACUUCGUUCAUCACACAUUUGAUCUCAAGCUUCAUAGAGAGGCUUCUCUGUCCUUCGGACCAGAGGGAAACCUUGUUCUAGCUCAACCAGAUGGUAAAGUGGUCUGGCAGACAAACACAGAAAACAAAGGCGUUAUUGGUUUAACCAUGAACGAGAUCGGUAACCUUGUGUUGUUUGAUGAUGGAGGAUGGCCUGUGUGGCAGAGUUUUGAUUUUCCGACAGAUACACUCUUGGUUGGCCAGUCUCUUACACUUGAUGGCUCGAACAAGCUUGUGAGCCGUGAUAAUGGGUCAUACACUCUUACCUUAGAGCCUAACCGGCUCGUUCUAAGUCAUUUAAUCUCUAGGGGUAAGAACAGAACCGUUCUCUAUCACGUUAUAGAAGGUCGUUUUAUUCCAAGCACGACAUUAUACGCGGUUAAAGACCAAGGAACCGCGACUCAGUUGGGUUUAGUCACUCCUGGUCUUAGGCCCGAGUUUCCUUACAAGCAGUUUCUCGCGAGAGCUAGGUUUAAUGCCUCGCAGAGUUUACUCAGGCUUGACGCUGAUGGGAAUCUAAGGAUCUACACUUUUGAUUUCAAAGUUAGUUUUCUUGCGUGGGAAGUAACGUUUGAGCUCUUUAACCGCGGAAACAACGAGUGUUGGUUACCGUCGAAAUGUGGAGAGUUUGGGCUUUGUGAGGAUAAUCAGUGUGUGGCUUGUCCGUCGGGUUUGGGCCUAUUGGGCUGGAGUAAGGGUUGUAAGGUCAAGAAGGUGAAGAGUUGUGAGCCAGAGACGUUUCGUUAUUAUAGACUUGGUGGUGUUGAUCAUUUCGUGACUAAGUAUAACGUUGGUCUUGCUGUUGGAGAGAGUAAGUGUCGUGGUUUGUGUAGUGGAGACUGUAGAUGUUUGGGGUAUUUUUACGAUAAGAGUAGGUUUAAGUGUUGGAUUAGCUAUGAGCUUGGGGACUUUGGUUAA
Molecule: messenger RNA, 996 nt
Organism: Eruca vesicaria subsp. sativa (arugula)
Lineage: Eukaryota; Viridiplantae; Streptophyta; Magnoliopsida; Brassicales; Brassicaceae
Source: the annotation of a GenBank genome assembly